Cyprinodon variegatus (sheepshead minnow) is the source of this 483-nucleotide messenger RNA. It is a transcript of the gene galm, whose product is annotated as galactose mutarotase (aldose 1-epimerase). The transcript has 3 exons. The record is from RefSeq and is a predicted model, not a curated record. The coding region runs from base 10 to 468 and encodes 152 amino acids. Gene Ontology annotation, biological process: glucose metabolic process; beta-D-galactose catabolic process via UDP-galactose, Leloir pathway. Gene Ontology annotation, molecular function: aldose 1-epimerase activity; carbohydrate binding. Lineage: Eukaryota; Metazoa; Chordata; Actinopteri; Cyprinodontiformes; Cyprinodontidae.
AGGCUAAGGAUGGUCCAGAUCAGCAAUCAGCGGUGGGGGGAGGUCCCGGGCCUCGGCAGUGUGGACAUGUGGGUCCUCCAGUCCCCCGGGCUGCGAGUGGAGGUCCUGACCCUUGGCGCCAUCAUCAGGUCUUUGAGCUGCAGGGGGAAGCAUGGGCAGAUGGAGGAUGUGGUCCUGGGCUACGACAACCUGGAAGGCUACGUGUCAGAUAAACGCUAUCUGGGCGCCGUGGUGGGUCGGGUGGCAAACAGGAUCGCCAAAGGACGCUUUGUGGUGGAAGGAAAGGAGUACCAGCUGGAUACCAACAACGGACCAAACGCUCUGCAUGGAGGUCUGCGGGGCUUCAGUCAGGGGGAAACUCUAACUGCUGAUUACCGCGCCCGGUCCACCAGAACCACCCCCAUCAAUCUCACCAACCACUCCUACUUCAACUUAGCUGGGCAGGUAAGAGCUCAUUACCUCACAUGAUAAAGAUCACCUGGU